AACAAAUUGCUUACGAACAGAGACGACUUCGGAGUGCGAGUUUCAUUUUAAAAUAUGAGUAACAUUUAUAUUCAAGAACCUCCAACGUUCGGAAAGGUUCUGCUCAAAACUUCCGUUGGUGACAUCGAUAUCGAACUGUGGUCGAAGGAAUGCCCGCUGGCUUGUCGUAACUUUGUGCAGCUCUGCCUCGACGGCUACUACGAUGGAACGAUCUUUCACCGCCUCGUCAAGGGGUUCAUUGUGCAAGGCGGUGACCCGAACGGUGACGGAACGGGCGGGGAGUCGGCGUUCGGGCACACCUUCAAGGAUGAAUUCCACUCUCGACUGCGCUACGUUCGCCGAGGGCUGGUCGGAAUGGCGAAUUCGGGCAAAAACGACAAUGGAUCUCAGUUUUUCUUCACACUGUCCGCUACACCGGAAUUGCAGAACCAGAAUACACUGUUCGCCAAGGUUACGGGCGAUACGGUUUACAAUAUGCUAAAGCUGGAGGAAGGCGAGGUGUACGAAACUGAACGGCCGCACUAUCCGCACCGCAUCAUCCGGAGCGAGGUGCUCAACAAUCCGUUUGACGACAUUGUACCUCGUAAUGCGGCAGACCAAGCAAAACAGCCGGCCGAUGAGGGUGCUCGGAAAAGGCGAAAAGAAAAGGGCGUCAAAAACUUUGGCCUUCUUUCGUUCGGUGACGAAGCCGAGGAGGAAGAGCAGGAAAUGAACGUCUUGAUUCAGAAGACAUCCAGCAGUGCUCGUGGGAAGUCGUCACACGACGUGCUCGAUGAUCCCAAAUUGAGCAAACAAUCCAUCGAACACACAGUUAGCCAUCAAGGCACGUCAAUGGAUGCAGAUGCCGAGAGCGAUUCGUUCGAUGCGCGGAUCGAUCGUGCAUCCGAAGAACGGUCCAAAGGCAUCACCCGAGAUGAAGACAUUAAAUUGGUUCGCGAUAAGCUAAAGCGUAAACCAUCUGCCGAAAAGCGCGCGCAGGAGGAACUGCGCGCCCAAACUGAAUCCGACACCGACUCUGAUGGUUAUCAGUUGGAUGGUGCGAAGAAAAAGUGCAAACGCGAGGAGGCAGAGAAAAUUCGCCAAGAGAUAACCAAACUAAAGCGCGACUAUCACACCGAUAAACAGUCGAAGGACAAGAAAAAAGAGAAAGAAGAGGCCAAAGUUUCGAAAAAAGAAUCCCGCAAGGAAGUGAUGAAAGAUGUGCUGAGGGUUCAGGAGGAGUACGCACAGAAGAGCAGUCAGCUCCCGAAGAAAGGUAGCUCGAGAGAAAACUUUACCAUGCAAUUGUUGCAAAAGUUUAAAUCGAAAUUGCUAACGGCGCACGAGCGUGACGAAUCGACGAGCGAAGGCACGGUGGCAGCGACCGAAGAAGACGCGGAAAAAGACAUCCAGGGAGACAAUUGGUUAUCGCAUCGAUUGGAGUUCGAACAGAAGGAUCCCAUUUUGGCGAAAGAUGCAGCCACCAAGGACGACGAUUGGUACGACGUUUACGAUCCCCGCAAUCCGCUCAACAAACGAAAACGAGGCGCCAAACAGGACGGUGUCAAAGCGGCAAAGAAAUGAAAAAAUCCAGCUUUGAAAUGUAUCAUCAGAAAGUGACGAAUAUGUGUAUAUAUGUAUGUGUGUAUUUAAAUUACUAAACCUAAGCCGCAGCAUCCUACCAGCCUACGUUGAUGGUUUCCGAGCGAAGCCAUCUACUUUUGCACGGAAUGUGUCACAAUAAUGUUACGCUGUGAAACCAUGUCAAUUGUCCCUGCACUGUGGUGACAUCUAAUGUUAGCUUAAUUUGUAUAAAACAACAGGUACCAGCGUUAGAUAGUUAUUUGUUGCAACGUAGACAAUAACGAGUUCACGUCGCUGUCGAUUUCGCUUUUCACGUUCAAGGUGCUGAUCUGGUCAACUAUGUCAUCGAAAUCGAGCUGUCGCUCCCGCACUCGUUCAAGCUGUUCGGAAAACUCCGCAAACAUUUGUUCUAACUUUUCCUGACUGAACCCGAGCUCUCGUUGUUGGUGCUGUAGCAGUGGGUUUCGCAGUUGCUUCUUGAACACGGAGAAUAUAAGUUCGCAGAUCGCAAUCGUCUUCUCACGAUGUCUAUGAAUGUCGCUCUGCGUGAGUUUCUGCAUUUUUGAUAUGAUACGCUCCGACAGGCGUAGUUUGCCGAUGGCAAUAUCCAAGGCCAGCAAACCGUUCGAGUCACGCAGAAGUACGUUCGUCCCGUAAUCUAGUAGCAUUUGCACAACAUCG
This is a messenger RNA of Anopheles bellator, 2244 nucleotides long. Its product is annotated as spliceosome-associated protein CWC27 homolog. Gene Ontology annotation, molecular function: peptidyl-prolyl cis-trans isomerase activity. The record is from RefSeq and is a predicted model, not a curated record. NCBI's taxonomy places the organism in Eukaryota, Metazoa, Arthropoda, Insecta, Diptera, Culicidae. Gene Ontology annotation, biological process: protein peptidyl-prolyl isomerization; protein folding. Gene Ontology annotation, cellular component: catalytic step 2 spliceosome. The transcript is spliced from 2 exons. The coding region runs from base 55 to 1563 and encodes 502 amino acids.